Molecule: messenger RNA, 3149 nt
Organism: Rubroshorea leprosula
Lineage: Eukaryota; Viridiplantae; Streptophyta; Magnoliopsida; Malvales; Dipterocarpaceae
Source: the annotation of a GenBank genome assembly
GGAGUGUCUACCCCGAGGAUCCAUCUCGGGGCUGUGCAGGUCAAUCCAGAGUGCGGAUACGGACUGAAGAAGGACUUCUGGUUUGGUGCAGUUACAUUUUGGCGCCGUCUGUGGGAAUCUGAACUAAAGGCUCCCUUGUUGCUCUCAUCAUGGUUAAAACUAGGUCAGCCCGAGAAGGAGAAGAUGAAAACCAACCACACAAUUCGGCUCGCAACUCAGCCUCUACCGCUAACCAAGACGUAGUUGCAACUCAGCUUGCUGCCAUGCAACAGCAGUUUGGUGUCUUUCAGCUAGUGCUGGCUCAGCUGUUAGCCCGGAACAAUCCUGGUGAUCCACUCAUCAACCUACUUAAUCCUGCCCCACCACAACCCCCAGCCCCACCACAAAAUCCUGAACCAGUUCAACAUGCUCCCGCUCGAGGUGCCCCACCCCCGCACCCUGCUGCUGACUCCGUACCCCACCCUCUCAACACCAAUAUUAUACUGGAACCCUAUCCCGCUGGCUUCAGAAUACCACAGCUUGAAACUUAUGAUGGGACGAAGGACCCCGAUGAUCAUCUACAUGCUUUCUACUCUUGCAUGCAGGCCCAGAACGUCUCUGAUGCGUUGAUGUGCAAAAUCUUUCCCUCUACUCUCCGAGGUAAUGCUCGAACCUGGUACUACAGUCUGCCUCCGAGGUCAAUCAACUCGUACACAAAAUUGGCAUCUGCUUUUGCCACAAAGUUUUCCAGUAGAAGGUUGAUCAGGAAAACCACUUCUGAGCUAAUGCGAGUUAAGCAGAGGGACGGAGAGUCUUUGAAGAAUUUUAUGAGCAGAUUCAAUGAUGCAGUGCUGGAGGUUAAUUCUUUCGACCAAGCUGUGGGAAUUACAGCUGUGAUCUCAGGUCUUAGCCAUGAGAGGUUCCGAGAUAGUCUGCUAAAACAUCCUGCCAACACCUUCAGCGAGAUUAAGAAUAAGAUGGACUUAAGACGUCCGGGUCCAAUGAGAACUGCUGCUGCUACCAGAGACCAUACUAGCCAAGGUUUGUCAGAGAACAAGGGCCAUAGCAUCAAGCAGUCCGCAACCCCCCAAACAGACAAGAACCAAACUCAGAAGCGAAAAUUUGACGAUGCUGAGUGGAAGAAUCAACCCAUCACUUUCACAUCUGCUGAUCUCGAAACAGUUGUCACACCUCACAAUGACCCUCUAGUCACUUCCGUCACGAUCAACAAUUGCGAGGUGCAGCGUGUCCUUGUCGACACAGGGAGUGCACCAGACAUCAUGUACUUCCAUUGUUUUGAGAGUCUUGGGUUAGAUCCAGCUCUGUUGCAGCGGUAUGAUGGUCCCAUCUACGGGUUCAACAACCAACCAGUUCCAGUUGAAAGAGUCUUCACCAUGAAUGUUGCAUUUGGAAGUGGCCGAAGUUAUAUGACCCCUUCCGUGAGGUUUUUAGUAGUCAAGAUGGCGUCUUCUUUCAAUGCUGUCAUCGGCCGACCUACACUGACUGAAAUCCGAGCUGUGGUUUCCCAGUCUCACCUAUGCAUGAAAUUCCCAACUCCUACGGGAAUAGCAACGCUGCGAGGCAACCAGGAAGUGGCCCGACAUUGCUAUAUCACCUCGGUCACGCAACCUCAGAAGGGUAAAGAUCAGACGCCCGAGGUCAAUCCCAAACGGAUUCCUGACGAUCGACAAGUUAUGGGUGUUGAGAUAGUAGAUAACCGACCAGAAGAUGAAACCAGAGUUGCUCCAGUCGAAGAUGUGGAGGAAGUACAGAUUGAUGACAGAGAUCCGAGCCGGAAAACGCAAAUUGGGACUAAAUUGAACCCGGAGGAAAGAGCAGAGCUAAUAGCUUUUCUUCGGGCCAAUAAAGAUGCACUGGCAGAUUUUAUUGUAGAGUGCACUCCAGGUAAUUCCAUUCCUACUCCGGAGCCCAAUGACUGGACCUUAUAUGUUGAUGGGGCGUCUAGUAGCAAAGGUUUAGGAGCUGGUGCUCUCUUGAUUGGCCUUGAUGGAUACCGAAGUGAACAUGCUUUGAAAUUUAACUUCGAUGCAACAAACAACAUGGCUGAGUAUGAAGCCCUGCUACUUGCUCUGGUGGCCGAGCUGAAGUGUAGAUUCCAGAAAUUCUGUCUGAGCAAAAUCCCCCGAACUGAAAAUGAACAGGCAGAUUCACUCUCUAAAUUUGCCUCUGAUAAUUCUUCACAUUCCAGAUUAGUUUUUUUGGAGGUCUUAGAUGAACCAAACUUCAUGAAGCCACGGGUGAUGGAGAUCAGCACCGACCCAAGCACACCAAGUUGGACUGACCCAAUCCUCUCCUUCUUACGAGACGGGAUAGUACCUGAGGACAGGCAAGAGGCGAUGAAGUUGAGAAGGAAAGCAUCUCGGUAUACACUUGUUGAUGGGAUCCUCUAUAAGCGAUCUUUCUCUCUACCUCUUCUACGGUGCUUGAAUCCCUAUGAAGCAGAAUAUGCACUCAGGGAGGUGCAUGAAGGUGUCUGCGGAAGUCACGUAGGUGCUCGAACCUUGGCUCAUAAAGUCCUUAGACAGGGUUAUUAUUGGCCCAACAUGUACAAGGAUGCCACUCACUUUGUUCAGAGAUGCUUGAAAUGCCAGUUCUUUGCGCACCUGACUCACCAGCCUGCAGAAGAGCUCACUACUCCGUUCACCUCGAUUUACCAUCCGGAGUCUAAUGGCAUGGUCGAAUCUAUUAACAAGUGCAUCUUAGAAGGUAUAAAGCCGAGGCUGGAACAACACAAGGCCAAAUGGGCAGACGAGCUCAACAACGUCCUCUGGGCAUACAGAACUACGAUCUACAAGCAGAAAAUAGCAAACUUCUACAAUAAACGAGUUCGACCCCGAACAUUCAAAGUAGGAGACCUUGUUCUCAGGAAAGCUGGUCUAACGGGGUUCGAAACUCGAUUUGGAAAGUUAGCACCAAACUGGGAAGGCCCCUACACUGUAGCCGAAGUGCCCCACCCAGGUGCUUAUAUCCUAAGGGACACUGAAGGAAAAAGGGUUCCUAGAGUCUGGAAUGUCAAUAACUUGAAGAAAUUUUACCCUUAAUGCACUUCUUUCUAGCAAACUUUGUCUUAUCGCCAUUAUUCUAUCUUUCUGUUCAAUGUAUAUCGAAACUCAAUUCCUUUACAUCAUUAAUGAACUUCACUUCAUAUU